This is a messenger RNA of Ctenocephalides felis (cat flea), 1887 nucleotides long. RefSeq names its product serine protease gd-like. Lineage: Eukaryota; Metazoa; Arthropoda; Insecta; Siphonaptera; Pulicidae. Gene Ontology annotation, biological process: proteolysis. The transcript is spliced from 9 exons. Gene Ontology annotation, molecular function: serine-type endopeptidase activity. The record is from RefSeq and is a predicted model, not a curated record. The coding region runs from base 63 to 1823 and encodes 586 amino acids.
AUUAAUGAUGUGCAAAUCGUAUUAAAAAUUUCGAUAAUUUCUAUAAUUUAACAAAUUCUACAAUGGCCUGCAAAAAAUUCGGAUUAUCCACAAUAAUUUGGUGUUGGAUGAUUUUAGUGGCCAGUAUGUCUGGCGGUGCGGAAUGCCAAAAUGUAUCUCCCUGCCCCAGGAUUUUCCAAUAUAUUUUUGAUGGUGCAGAUUGGAUUGGACUUUUGGAGAUACCUAGCCCAAUGAUUGGAGAAACGGUCACAAUACAUGUACUUUUGACUAUUAGAGCAGUGCUGCCCACGAAUUACUUUGGGAAAAUCGAACUAGUCUCGACAAGAUCUUUGAUAUUACAAGACAUUCUGGCGCGUAGACCAGUGAGGUACAGGGUGCGAUUUCCUCUGCCAGAUCCGAUACCCAAAUUAUCGGCUAUAAUUUUAAAUGGUCGAACAAUAUGCCAAGGAAGACAAGACGUUGGAGGUGUUGUGACCACCAUAAAGUUGGAACACACAUUAUACACCAAUAACGAUUUUGGACCACCACCUUCAUCCAUGUAUGGUAUGGAACACGAACAAUUUGGACUUCACUUUGGGUCUGACAGCAAUGAGCAAAAUGGAGACAAUGAUCUUUGGUCGUAUGUUAGACCAAGACCUCCGAAUAGACCUGCAAUUUCUCCAAAUCCUCCUUUCAAUCCAACAUUUAAUCCGCAAACUCCGAGUAAUUAUGGUAAUAAUAAUGGGUAUCCUGGAAAUUAUCCAAACCAAAACCAGAACCAAAACCAGUGGAAUGGAGGUAGUGGAGGAUCACAGUUUGGAAGACCUCAAGCUCCGGUGAAUAAUAGACCAACACAAGGAACGAAUCAAUUCCAACCAGGAGUAGAUUGGGGAAACUUAGCACCGCAGAGUACGAGACCAACCAUUGGACAAAAUAAUGGACCACCAUCAACAGCUCGUCCUACAAACCGGCCUCCGGCUUUUAGGCCACCAGUUGCUGGUGUACCACCAAGGAUAGAUCGACCAAAUGUAUUGAACGAAAUGAACUUAAUAUGCGGCCAAUCGGCACCAAGACCCAUCAACCUAGUAGUUGGUGGCGAGAUAACGUCCAAAGGCGACUGGCCUUGGUUGGUAGCACUUUAUGUCGUAACAGACACCGGAUUGAAUUUCAAAUGUGGAUCUACAUUGGUCUCUCGAAGACUUGUUGUGACAGCCGCACACUGCUUAUUCGGAUUGGACAACAGGCAAUUUGAAAAUGAAAAUAUUCUGCUAAUAGUUGGGAGAUACAAUAUCAACGAGUGGACAGAUGAUGCAAUAAGGGCUCCAAUAGAUAGAGCCAUACCUCAUCCAGAUUACAGACCGAAUACUAUAGGAACUGAUGCCGAUAUUGCAUUGUUAAUGUUAAGAAUACGAAUAGAAUUCACAGAUUUUAUAAGACCAAUUUGCCUCUGGCGCGGAUCCAACGAUCUACAACGCGUUAUUGGAAUGAAUGGAACGGUUGUAGGAUGGGGCAGAGACGAAUCAGGCCGGAAAACUACGCCGGAACCGCGGAUGGCCAGAGUCCCAGUUGUUUCUAGGGAAACUUGUUUACUUUCUAAAGAAGAAUUUAGACAUCUCAUUACAUCGAACAGAACAUUCUGUGCCGGAGCAAGGGGCUCCGGUCCCUGCAAUGGUGACUCCGGUGGAGGUCUCAUGUUGCCCCAAGACGGUCGAUGGACAUUGAGGGGCAUUGUCUCGGUUUCUUUGGUCGACCAAAUAACAAAACAAUGCGACGUAAACGAAUUCAUAGUUUUUACAGAUGCUACAGAAUUCCACGAUUGGAUAAUAUCCCAUAUGAUAGAAUAAUUUUUAUAAAAUAAUUUAAUAAGUAUUGCAAUUAUAAUAGUAUAGAAGUAUUUAUAAAUUCCGU